AUGGAAGCGUCCAGUCACGUCUCCCACAGAGCUUUCCUCCCGCCAGAGUCAUCUGAGGUGUCACCACCACUCAAAACUGAAACGGUGUCGCCGGAGUCUACCUACUGUCGAUUUCCAUCAAUCGAAUCGAUGCUCUCCUCAACAACACAGUCUAGCUAUAAUGCACCAACCACGACGACUCCACCUGGAAACUUUUCUGUUGCACAGGUUAUAAUGAAUAACGAGAACCCAAAUAGACAAAUGCAAAUUCAUCCAAUGAAUGAGAUGCCGUGGUUCCCAAUGGAUAUACAUCAGGGUAUUGGGCAUGGUAUGAUGCCAGCUAUGUCACCAGUGACGCCUGCCGGAAUAGCUUCACAAAUGUCACUUACUCCAAACGGAAACUUCUCACCAAUGGCGUAG
Messenger RNA from Caenorhabditis remanei, 399 nucleotides. RefSeq lists its product as uncharacterized. The transcript has a single exon. The record is from RefSeq and is a predicted model, not a curated record. Bases 1 to 399 code for a protein of 132 amino acids. Lineage: Eukaryota; Metazoa; Nematoda; Chromadorea; Rhabditida; Rhabditidae.